Molecule: messenger RNA, 828 nt
Organism: Cladophialophora psammophila CBS 110553
Lineage: Eukaryota; Fungi; Ascomycota; Eurotiomycetes; Chaetothyriales; Herpotrichiellaceae
Exons: 5
Coding region: 1-828 (275 amino acids)
Cellular component (GO): plasma membrane
Molecular function (GO): acetate transmembrane transporter activity
Source: RefSeq, a predicted model, not a curated record
AUGGAGUCGAACGUACCGCGAUAUGAUGGAACUGAGAACACCUUGCCGGGUGGCGGGACAUCUGCAGAAGGCAAAGCUCUCGACCAACAGAAUGAGUAUUUGACUCGCUACCAGACCGCUUCCAGCGUGGUCAUACCAAGAGAAGUCUUCGAAUCGAUGUACCUUAGCCCGUUUAUGCAGAGGCCUGGACAUCUCCGCAGCACAUUUGCAAACCCUACUCCUAUUGGGCUGUUCUUUUUCUUUGGCGGCAUGCUCCAAGUUCUAGGCUGUGUGCUAGAGCUCAUCAUUGGCAAUACCUUUCCAUUCGUCGUUUUCGCAUGUUAUGGUGCCUUCUGGCUCGCAAUGGGCGCUACGCUCCAGCCCGAUUUCAAUGCCCAGGCUUACUACACUACUCACCCUGGUGGUCCUGAACAGUUCUACUCAAGUUUCGCAUUCUUCUUCAUGGUUAUGGCGCUCGUGACAUUCUUCUUCCUAAUUGCUUCUCUCCGGACAAAUGUCACGUUUGUAUUGGUGUUCUUCUUCAUCGAUCUCGCGUUCAUCAUGCUGAUGGCCACCUAUUGGACCCUGGCGGAAGGCAAGACAGCUAUUUUGCUGGAAAAUGUCAAAAGGCAAGUGAAUCAUUUCCGUGUCGAAUAUCCUCACAAAGCUGCGAGAGUUGUGGGUGCUGCGGGAGCAUUCGUCUUUGUGUUCUGCGUGUUUGGCUGGUAUUUAUUCUUCACAAUGAUCCUGCUCGCGGUGGAUUUUCCCCUUAAUCUCCCAACUGGAGAUCUGAGCACCAAGAUCAGGGGCGCAUCAGAGAAGAAGAAGACAUCCAAAGCGGAUGCAUAG